AUGGGGCUAUUGACUAUCUUGCGAAAAGUGAAGGAGAAGGAACGUGAAAUGCGAAUUCUGAUUCUUGGACUGGACAACGCCGGAAAGACGACAUUUGUAAAGCAUUUGAAAGGCGAAGAUGUGCACACCGUAUCGCCCACCCUGGGAUUCGAUAUUGAUACCAUGGAUUUUGACGGAUACCGCUUGAAUAUCUGGGACGUCGGUGGACAGCAGACAAUUCGCGCGUAUUGGAGAAACUAUUUUGAGCAAACUGAUGGCAUUAUAUGGGUAGUCGACUCUGCAGAUACAAGGCGACUGGCUGACUGUCGGAAGGAAUUGGAAGGACUGCUCAAAGAGGAAAGGCUCGCCGGGGCCUCCCUGCUAAUCUUAGCGAACAAGCAAGACUUGGCUGGAGCUCUGAGCCCUGAAGGAAUAGUGGCAGAAUUGGCAUUGAAUGAUGUGAUUGGCCGCAAGAGGCAUUGGCAAGUAUUUCCUUGCUCAGCUUACUCACGAGAAGAGGGCAGCAAAAGCACAACAAAUCUUGCUCAGAGCUUGCAAUGGCUUGUCGAAGACAUUGCUUCGCGGAUAUUCGUCAGCGACUGA
This is a messenger RNA of Chondrus crispus (carragheen), 582 nucleotides long. RefSeq lists its product as hypothetical. Bases 1 to 582 code for a protein of 193 amino acids. The transcript has a single exon. Gene Ontology annotation, molecular function: GTP binding; GTPase activity. Lineage: Eukaryota; Rhodophyta; Florideophyceae; Gigartinales; Gigartinaceae. Gene Ontology annotation, biological process: protein folding. Gene Ontology annotation, cellular component: cytoplasm; microtubule cytoskeleton. The record is from RefSeq and is a predicted model, not a curated record.